UGGGGUCGCCUUCUCUUAACGGUAGCUAGUGGCUCUGUCGCAAUGUGACCUGCACUAGCCGUGAGAGUCAUAGGAAGGACUCAGGGGAUCCGGGAGACCGCGAAAUGCCCCAGCAGAUAGUUGCAUGUCACAGCCGCACAUCCCUCUAGCUGCUGCACAGGGGACGUGGCCCCAGCAUGGCCGGAGAAGCGGUGCAUCGGAUUCACUGGCCAUUGAGGAUGUGGCUGUGAACUUCACCCUGGAGGAGUGGGCUUUACUGGAUCCUUCACAGAAGAAACUCUACAGAGACGUGAUGUCGGAAACCUUCAGGAACCUGGCCUCAAUAGUGUCCAGUACUUUGGAAUCAACUUUCUGGGUCUGCAUUUCAGGAAAAACAUGGGAAGAUCAUGAUACUGAAGAUCAGUACAAAAACCAGGGGAGAAGACUAAGAGGUCAUAUGGAAUUGAGACUUUGUGAAAGUGAAGAGGGUAGUCGAUGUGGAGAAAACUUCAGCUUUAUUCCAAAUUUCAAUAUGAACAAGAAAACUACCAGAGCAAAACCAUGUAAAUGCAGUGCAUGUGGAAAAGUCUUCAUGCACCAUUCAUCCCUUAAUAGACAUAUUAGAUGUCACACUGAACAGAAACCAUUUCACUAUCAAAAAUAUGGAGAGAAGCCAUAUAAAUGUAAAGAAUGUGGGAAAGCCUUCCCUUUUCCCAGUUUUCUUCGAAUACAUGAAAGAACUCAUACUGGAGAGAAACCUUAUGAAUGUAAAAAAUGCAGUAAAACAUUCACUUCUUCCAGGUAUCUUCGAAUACAUGAAAGAAUUCAUACUGGAGAGAAACCCUAUGAAUGUAAAAAAUGCAGUAAAGCAUUUGCUUUUUCCAGUUCUCUUCGAGUACAUGAAAGAAUUCAUACUGGAGAGAAACCCUAUGAAUGUAAGCAAUGUGGGAAAACCUUUACCGCUCACUCGAGUCUUCGAUCACACAUGAUCUUUCACACUGGAGAUGGACCUUAUAAAUGUAAGGAAUGUAAGAAAGUAUUCAUUUCUCCCAGUGCAUUUAGAAUUCAUGAAAGGUGUCACACUGGAGAGAAACCCUAUGAAUGUAAAAAUUGUGAUAAAUCAUUCAGUCAUCCCCGUACUCUUCAAAUGCAUGAAAGACGUCACACUGGAAAGAAACCCUAUAAAUGUAAGGAAUGUGGGAAAGCCUUUAUUGCUCUCACAACCUUUCGAGUACACAUGAUCAUUCACACUGGAGAUGGACCUUAUAAAUGUAAGGAAUGUGGAAAAGUUUUCAUUCAUCCCAGUUCAUUUCAAAUACAUGAAAGGAGUCACACUGGUGAGAAACCUUAUGAAUGUAAAGAAUGCGGGAAAGCCUUUAGUUUGCACACUAACUUAAAAAAACACAAAAGAACUCACAAAGGAGGGACAUCCUUUGUAUGUAAGGAAUGUGGUAAGGCUUUUAUUUCUUUUUGUCUUUUCCAAAUACAUGAAAGAAAUCACACUAGAGAGAAAUUCUAUGAAUGUAAAAAGUGCAAUAAAGCACUCACUUCUUCCACUUCUCUUCGAAGACAUGAAAGAAAUCACACUAGAGAGAAACCCUAUGAAUGUAAAAAGUGCAGUAAAGCGUUCUGUUAUCCCAGUUCUCUUCAAGUACAUGAAAGAACUCAUACUGGAGAGAAACCCUAUGAAUGUAAGGAAUGUGGGAAAGCGUUUAUAACUCCCUCAAGCCUUCGAUCACACAUGGUCUUUCACACUGGAGAUGGACCUUACAAAUGUAAGGCAUGUGAGAAAGCAUUUAUUUCUCCCAGUGCAUUUCAAGUACAUGAAAGAAGUCACACUGGAGAGAAACCAUAUGAAUGUAAAGAAUGCAGUAAAGCAUUCAGUUGUACCAGGUCUCUUCGAGUACAUGAAAGAAUUCAUACAGGAGAGAAACCCUAUGUAUGUAAAAAAUGCAGUAAAGCAUUCACUUCUUCCAGUUCUCUUCGAGUUCAUGAAAGAAUUCAUACCGGAGAGAAACCCUAUGAAUGUAAGGAAUGUGGGAAAGCCUUUAGAGAUCCCUCAAGCCUUCGAUCACACAUGAUGAUUCACACUGGAGAUAGACCUUAUAAAUGUAAGGAAUGUGAGAGAGCAUUCAUGUAUCCCAGAUUACUUCGAAGGCAUGAAAGAAGUCAUGCAGGAGUGAAACCCUAUAAAUGUACAGAAUGUGGGAAAGCCUUCAGUUCUCAUCAGAGUUUCCAAAUACAUAAAAGAAAUCACACUGGAGAGAAAAAGUAUGAGUGUGAAAAAUGUAGUAAAAUAUUUAGUUUUCCAAGUUCUCUUCGAAGACAUGAAAGAACUCACACUGCAGAGAAACCCUAUGAAUGUCAAGAAAGUGGAAAAGCUUUUAUUUCUCCUGAAAACUUUUGAGGAUAUGCAAGAUGGCACAUUAGAGGAAAAACCAUCUAGAUGUAGGGAACGUGGGAAAGCUUUUUGUCAUCCCAGUUCUUUCAGAAGGCAUAAAAGGAACCACUUGAUAAGAACCUCUUGAACUCAAUCAACAUGGGAAAGACUUCAAAUGCCCUAUAUCAUCUUUUUUUUUUUUUUGUGAGGAAGAUCAGCUCUGAGGUAACAUCCAUGCUAAUCCUCCUCUUUUUGCUGAGGAAGACCGGCUCUGAGCUAACAUCUAUUGCCAAUCCGCCUCCUUUUUUUCCCCAAAGCCCCAGUAGAUAGUUGUAUGUCAUAGUUGCACAUCCUUCUAGUUGCUGUAUGUGGGACACAGCCGCAGCAUGGCCGGAGAAGCGGUGCGUCGGUGCGCGCCCGGGAUCCAAACCCAGACCACCAGUAGUGGAGCGCGCGCACUUAACUGCUAAGCCAUGGGGCCAGCCGCCUAUAUCAUCAUUAAAUGCAAAACUCCCACCAAAAAGAAAUAUAAGUGCAAGUCAUAUGAGAAAACUUGAUGGUAAUUUAC
This is a messenger RNA of Diceros bicornis minor, 2927 nucleotides long. Its product is annotated as zinc finger protein 709-like. Gene Ontology annotation, molecular function: RNA polymerase II cis-regulatory region sequence-specific DNA binding; DNA-binding transcription factor activity. Gene Ontology annotation, biological process: regulation of transcription by RNA polymerase II. Bases 125 to 2386 code for a protein of 753 amino acids. The record is from RefSeq and is a predicted model, not a curated record. NCBI's taxonomy places the organism in Eukaryota, Metazoa, Chordata, Mammalia, Perissodactyla, Rhinocerotidae. The transcript is spliced from 5 exons.